AGUGACAGGCAGAUUUCACAAGCUGCAAAGACAGGCAGAGGCGGAGGGCACCUGGUGUUUGACUCUGUGAAGAAAAUUAGUUUGGGACUACAACUAGUAUGGCUGCUUGGGAUCUGUCUGUGACAGUGGAGGAACUUGGCCCAGAGGCCCCACCCUUCAAAGUUAGCGUGACCUCAGACCUGCAUAUUGGUGGUGUCAUUCUCAAAAUUGUGGAGAAGACACAGAUAAAGAAGGAUUGGUCAGACCAUGCCCUGUGGUGGGAGCAGAAGCAGCAGUGGCUGCUCCGGCCAUCCUGGACCCUUGAGAAGUAUGAAAUCCAUGCCGACGCUCGCCUGAGCCUCACCCCCCAGCACAAGACCCUGAGACUGGGCCUACCCAACGGGACCACCCUGAGGCUUCAGGCAUGCUUCUCUCGUCCAGUCUUCCAAACGGUCAUGGGGAUCUGUCGUCUGCUGAACCUGCGUCACCCAGAGGAGCUGUCGUUGUUACGGCCAGUGGAGGUGAAGAAAAAGAAAAAAGACAAGGAGGCAGAAGAGGAAGUAGUAUAUGAUCUAACAGGCCUUCAGAUCUCAUCAGGUUCAGCUCACACCCUCUCCAAUGGCAUGCCUGUGCACUUUGCUGACUCACCGCAGACUGAGGCUGUGUAUAAGAUGUUGUCUGUCAGCCUACCUGCACCUGCUCCUGAGACUAUCACCAAGAUGCCCCGUCCCACCAGCAUUGUGGACAAGGCACAAGUUCACAGCAGAUGGCUGGAUUCGUCUCGUUCUCUGCUCCAACAGGGAGUGCAGGAGCAUGACAGGCUGCUGCUACGCUUCAAAUACUACUGCUUCCAUGACCUGGAUCCCAAGUAUGAUGCGGUCCGUCUGACCCAGCUGUAUGAGCAGGCUCGCUGGGCCAUCUUGCUGGAGGAUGUUGACUGCACAGAGGAAGAGAUGAUGCUCUUUGCUGCCCUUCAGUACCACAUUGGUAAGGUGUCUCUGUCAGAGCCCCAGCCGAUGACAUCAUGUCCUGCCAUGGAUGACCUUGACUCUGCCCUUCAGUGUUUGGAGGUGAAGAUGGAAGCGGACGAGAGCAGCACAGUGGACAUGCUGGAAACAAUGACGGCAGCACCAGAGCUGCAUGACUACUUGAAAAUCUUCAGACCAAAGAGACUGACCCUAAAGGGCUAUAAACAGUUCUGGUUCGCGUUCAACAACACAUCCAUCUCCUACUACAAGAGCAAAGAGGAGAGCCUCAAGGAGCCCAUUCAGCAGAUGAACCUCAAAGGCUGUGAGGUGGCCCCAGACGUUAGUGUGGCUGGUCAGAAGUUCUGCAUCAGGCUGCUGAUCCCUGGGGCUGAGGGCAUGAACGAAGUCUACCUACGCUGUGAGAAUGAGCUGCAGUACAGCAGGUGGAUGGCAGCUUGCCGUUUAGCCUCCAAAGGGAAGACACUAGCAGACAGCUCUUUCUCUAGUGAGGUGCAGAAUAUCCAGUCCUUCCUGGCCAUGCAGCGAACCACCCCCGGGGCCAAUACUGCUCAGACUGAUGACAGCAUCAACACACACAGCCUUGUAUCUCCACGCUACCACAAAAAGUACAAGGCCAAACAGCUAACUCCUCGCAUCCUGGAAGCAUAUCAGAAUGUGGCCCAGCUCCCACUAACAGAUGCCCUCCUCAGGUUUCUUCAAAUCUGGCAGGCUCUACCUGACUUUGGGGUGUCUUAUUUUGUGGUGAGGUUUAAGGGAUGCCGUAAAGAUGAAGUUCUUGGGGUCACCAACAACCGUCUCAUCCGCAUUGACCUCAGCAUAGGAGAUGUGGUGAAGACAUGGAGAUACAACACCAUGAGGCAGUGGAAUGUCAACUGGGAUAUUCAACAGAUGGCCAUUGAGUUCAAUGGCAAUGUGAACAUUGCCUUCAGCUGUGUGACAGCUACCUGCAAGAUUGUGCAUGAGUACAUUGGGGGCUACAUCUUCAUGGCCACACGCACCAAAGAGCAGGCAGAGGUGUUAAACCAGGAGCUCUUCUUCAAGCUGACUGGUGGUCAUGAAGCCAUCUAAACAUUCAUGAAUAUCUGGAUCUCAGAAUGCACCUUUAUGGUUUUAUGGUACAUGGACAUGCAGUAUUAGAACCAAUCAAAUAGGUUGUCAAGAGUCACCAAGACAUUCAAUGGGAAAGUGGUCAGUUGAACAAGUUCUACAUAGGCUACCAUUUCCAUGACUCAGAACUGUAUUGUUAUUACUCAACCAUACAAUAUGUUUUACUGACGUUAUAAAAGUCAAUUUCGUUUUUAAA
Molecule: messenger RNA, 2271 nt
Organism: Coregonus clupeaformis (lake whitefish)
Lineage: Eukaryota; Metazoa; Chordata; Actinopteri; Salmoniformes; Salmonidae
Gene: fermt3a
Product: fermitin family homolog 3
Exons: 15
Coding region: 99-2036 (645 amino acids)
Biological process (GO): cell-matrix adhesion; integrin-mediated signaling pathway; regulation of cell-cell adhesion mediated by integrin
Cellular component (GO): cell-substrate junction
Molecular function (GO): integrin binding
Source: RefSeq, a predicted model, not a curated record